Anneissia japonica is the source of this 1180-nucleotide messenger RNA. RefSeq lists its product as uncharacterized. The transcript has 2 exons. The record is from RefSeq and is a predicted model, not a curated record. Lineage: Eukaryota; Metazoa; Echinodermata; Crinoidea; Comatulida; Comatulidae. Bases 16 to 618 code for a protein of 200 amino acids.
GGAAAGUUUGCCCUCAUGCUUCUGGACUUGCAGAACAACUGGAUCCACUGGCUACGCAUGGACAUGGACGGGCUGGAUGUCAGUAGCGGACGGACUGUGGUGUCUUACUUCUGCCCCGCUGUGGGUCCCAUUACCUUCAUGCUGCUCCUGUACCGUCAGGAUAUCGCAUACGACGGGAACCUCUGCACCAUCGCCGGCAACAAACGCACAAGCACAAAGCCAAUUAAGGACUUUUGUUCUGAUCAAUGCAGGUGUAUUUUGGGUGAUGACCCUAGCGCCUUGACUGACUUGUAUGACAUGACGUUAGUGGGCGUCACCUGGUUCAACCUUGCCGAGGAGCUAUCAACUAACUUCCACCUCAUGCUCCGGUAUGAUGGGCUCACCCUGCCUUGGGACUCGGGCGCCGCAUGUGCUAGCCAGCUGACUAACGGGACAUGUCCAGUUCCGUCCACCGUCGAUCCUCUCUGCGACUUCGCUAAACUAGACUUAGAGGAGUGCAAGGAGUGCGUUGACGAAUUGAUCGACUCCGGGGCCAUGGGGCACUCACUUCAUCUGGGAUGGUACAUGGUUAUACUAUGUGCCACCAUUUUGACCGCAAUUUUUGGUCAUAUCAUGUAGAUUUUUGACCACCUAUUUCCUUGCACCAUUUUCUGAACUUUUGACCCUUCAUUCAAUCCACUCCUCAAAAUUUUAAACCCCAAAAUUUGUUUUGCUGUAGAAAUUUAACCUCUGGAUUCAUUUGAAUUUCGAGUUUUUACCUGGUCCUCAAUUUUAUUUUCAGAAUUUGGUGUAGAGUUUGUGCCACUAUGUUUUAAAGUUCAUGGGACACAUCAGUAAAAGUUCUCAGGUCAUCCCCCCCACCUCCUUCCUCCAGGGUUCAUUUUCAAAUUUGAAGGGCAAUGUAGUUUCUAAGAGGGAAAAAAUAAGGGCAAUUGUUUCACUCUGAAAUGAUGAUAAGCAAUAGGGACACUCUUCUUUUGAUUGAUCAGAAUGACUUUAAUUCAGACCAGUGAGCAUUUAAAGACCCAUCCUUGGCUCAAGAAUUGCAAUGGCCAUCACAUCAUGGAGGUAGAUCAUCCACCUAAUGAACUCUGAUGAUGACUUUGACCUUGAGACUCCUCAACAUAGGAGAAAAUAUGUGUACAAUGACAAAAUAAAGAUUUGGGUCAAACAAUGAUAA